AAUUAAAGAUCAUCAAUUCAUCAAUUAAACAAUUGGAAUUAAUUUGAUUUGCAAUUUAAGUUAAUCAAUUAAAAAGAAAAAUGUUCUCAACUCUUUUUGUCUUCGCUCUCAUUGGAUCAGCUUUUUGUGCUUCAUGUCCAAAGCCACCAACUGUUGGUGACGAUUUCGAUAUUACCAAGUUUGGUGGUCGAUGGUUUGAAGUCGUUCGAACCACUGGUUUCACCGAAGAUGGAUUAACCUGUGUAACCGCUGAUUUUGACUUACGACCUGAUGGUGAUUUCAACACUACCAACAGCGCUUUCCGAAAGAAUGGUCAACGAGCUACCGAAUAUGGUACAGCUAAACGAGUCAAAGGAGGACAAAAAAAUGAAUUAGCAAUGGUCUCAAGUGCUAUCCCAAUACCAAUUAAUUUCUACAUCAUUGAAACUGAUUACGAUAAUUACGCUGCUGCCUACACUUGUAUUGGAGUUCCUCCUCUCUUCUCCUAUGAAACCGCAUGGAUUUUUUCACGAACCAACACUUUGGAUGCCGAUACAACUCAACGACUUCAAAACCGAUUGACCAAUGAAUUUGGUAUCUACCCUUCAACCAUUGAGGUCACUAAUCAAACCGAUUGUACUUAUUUACCUCGAGGUACUUACCAAUAAUCUGUUACCCAACAAUUAACAUCUAAUUUAUUAAUUAUGUCUCAGUGUCUUAAUUAAAAUAUUUAUUAUUCAUAAAACAAGAAAAAUAAAUAAUCUUUAUUUUCAAUCAA
Panonychus citri (citrus red mite) is the source of this 757-nucleotide messenger RNA. RefSeq names its product apolipoprotein D-like. Gene Ontology annotation, molecular function: pigment binding. Bases 81 to 647 code for a protein of 188 amino acids. The record is from RefSeq and is a predicted model, not a curated record. NCBI's taxonomy places the organism in Eukaryota, Metazoa, Arthropoda, Arachnida, Trombidiformes, Tetranychidae. The transcript is spliced from 5 exons.